CGUUUACCAUCUAAAUAUUCCAUUUUAUCUUUUCAUAACUGGAAAACAAUGGCGGCAAUAGAAGCUGUACUGUCUAUCUUCUCACUCUACUCUUCUUCUUCUUCUUCUUCCUCCACAUUCCUCUUAUCCCCUAAGCAAUUACCCUCUAUAAAGCUCCAUAGUUUCCGUUCUGUCCCUACUCUUUCUCUCAAAUCCCCUGUUUCUCCUCAAACCCUCAACCUCAACAACCCCACAAGAAACCUUUCUUUCGUACUAUGCUCUGCGGUGCAGGAGGAGGUGGUGGUAGAAGAAGAAGCAGAGCAAACCGAGGAUUCAAACCAGAAGAGAAAGCUCUACGUUGUCAAUUUGCCAUGGACUUUCUCAGUUGCAGACCUCAAGAACCUAUUUGGCGAAUGCGGAACUGUAAAAGUUGUUGAUAUUAUAAAGCAGAAGAAUGGUAAGAAUAGAGGUUUUGCCUUCGUGACAAUGGAGUCUGCUGAAGAAGCUCAGGCUGUGGUUGAUAAAUUUGACUCUCAUGAAAUAUCAGGCCGGAUAAUAAGGAUAGAGUUUGCGAAGAGAUUCAAGAAACCUUCUCCUCCACGUCCCGAAGGUCGUACUGCUGGAGAGACACGCCAUAAGCUUUAUGUUUCAAAUCUUGCAUGGAAAGUAAGAUCUACCCACCUCAGAGAUUUUUUCUCUGAAAAUUUCAAACCAGUUUCAGCCAGGGUUGUCUUUGAUACCCCUUUAGGGAGAUCUGCUGGUUAUGGCUUUGUCUCUUUUGCUACGAAUGAGGAAGCAGAGGCUGCAAUUUCUGCUUUGGAUGGGAAGGAAUUGAUGGGCAGACCACUUCGUCUGAAAUUCAGUCAAAAGAAUGUUGAUGAGGAUGGAGUUGAAAAGGAAGAAGACUCAUCAACUGGAAAAGAAGAAGAUUUAUCUGAGAAUCAACAGGAAGAGCCGUAGAUCAAUAGGCCUCCUAUGUUUGUCUUGAUCCUUGGAUUGUUGGUUUAGAGUAAUCUGGCAGAAGCUGGAAUUUUAACCUCAACUGGCCAUGAACGUGAUGAAAGGUCUCCUUUUUUGUUUGUAAAUUUUUGCUUUCAUCAUUCUUUUCUUUUUAAUAUUAUAAGUUCUAUAGACUAAUAGUUACUUUUCUCAUGUAUCUUAGUUUUGUAUUCUUGCUGACAUGUCACCUUCCUUAUUUCAGAUUUCUAGGCAGAAAUUUAAUUUGUACAUUAUGAAUUUUCAAAGAAAGCCCUUUUUCUGGCA
Quercus robur (English oak) is the source of this 1242-nucleotide messenger RNA. RefSeq names its product 30S ribosomal protein 2, chloroplastic. NCBI's taxonomy places the organism in Eukaryota, Viridiplantae, Streptophyta, Magnoliopsida, Fagales, Fagaceae. Bases 49 to 939 code for a protein of 296 amino acids. The transcript has 4 exons. Gene Ontology annotation, molecular function: mRNA binding. The record is from RefSeq and is a predicted model, not a curated record. Gene Ontology annotation, cellular component: cytosol.